AUGGAUCAAUAUGAAUUUGGAAUAGUAAAAGAAUUAGAGGAGGAAAAAUAAGAUUAUAAAAAGGGAAUAUAAGAAGGAAAGACUAUGGCAUUUUGUGAAGAAGAUUAAAAAAUACCAAAUAUAAAAAAAGUAAAAUUGGUUGUUUGAAUCCUGGUAAAUCAUUAAAAAUUUAGUUUGAAUACAUCUAACCUUUAUAAGUGUUUCUUAAUUAAUUUUGGAAAUUAGAAUUGUAACCAAUGAUAGAUAAAAUUUAUUUAGCAAUUAAUGAAUUAUAAAAUACUGAUGAUGGGUAUGCUUAAUUGUUUUCUUUUAUUAAUGAGAACGUUUACAUUUGGACAAUGAAAUUAAUUAUGGGCAAACCUAUUACAUAUGUUAAGUCUCCAACACACUCGAUAUUGUUUCAUUCUGAUAUUAAUAUGAAAGAGAAAUAAAUUAGUUUAUAAUCUCCAUAAGACCAGUUAUAUAUUUCCUUAGAUAUGGAUGAUCCAGAAAAUUUAAAACCAAAUUAAAGGUUUGAAUUAUUAUUUUCCUCAAAACAUAUUAAUGACCCUUGUACAAUACUUAGCCAUACUAAUAAUGAUGCUUUACAACAUAUUAAAUAUUGCGCUACUUUAAAUCUCAUUCCAAAAUUCAAUGAAUUUUCAAUAGAUGAUGCUUAUCAAUCUUAUAUAAAUGGUUUUAAUUUACCUUCACAGACAUAAAUAUAAAGAGGUAUUUUCUAUUUUUUAUUGAUCGAAGUCUUUCAACGAGACACAAAAAAAUUAAAAGAACAAAACAAGUGUUGA
Paramecium pentaurelia is the source of this 785-nucleotide messenger RNA. The record is from the annotation of a GenBank genome assembly. Lineage: Eukaryota; Ciliophora; Oligohymenophorea; Peniculida; Parameciidae.